AAAAUUAAUUAACUACAGAACUUUUACACUCUAUAAAAUGACAAUAUAAAAAUACAAUCACACACAAGUAGUUAAAAACUUGAUAUUUAUUAGAAGUUAAAACUAAAUAUAAAAAUAUCUGUAUAAUGGGUUGCAUUCGUUACUUCCACAUAUGAUUACAAUGCCCAGUUUUGACAUUUCUUACGUGGUUAAUUCGACAUUUGACAACAAAACAUCCCAAGUCGACACAUCGACGUGUUUGAAGCAGAUAAACCUAAGAAAAGUGAAACAGCCGGCUUCUAACAUGGAUUUCAUUAAUUCCAUUCCAACGCACAUGGAUUUUGAGGGGCAAGCUCGUGCUGAAAGGAUCUCCAGGAUCAUUAUUACAUUAUUUGGAAUUGUUGGCUUAGUAUGGGGCUAUAUUAUACAACAAUUCUCACAAACAGUAUACAUUCUGGGUGCUGGAUUCUUACUUGCAUCAUUGUUGACAAUUCCGCCAUGGCCGAUGUUCAGGCGUAAACCUCUUCAGUGGCAAAAAGUUAAACCAGAUAAUGCAUCACAAAGUAAGAAAAAGAAGUGAUUAUAAAUAUUAUUAACUUUGUUGUAUUCCACUUUCAACAUUAUGCAUUUAUUUGCUCUAUUCUUUGUUGUGCGACGGCUCAGAAAUAAAAGUAUUGUCUAAUUUGA
Molecule: messenger RNA, 666 nt
Organism: Dalotia coriaria
Lineage: Eukaryota; Metazoa; Arthropoda; Insecta; Coleoptera; Staphylinidae
Gene: Spase12
Product: Signal peptidase complex subunit Spase12
Exons: 3
Coding region: 152-559 (135 amino acids)
Biological process (GO): protein targeting to ER
Cellular component (GO): endoplasmic reticulum membrane; signal peptidase complex
Source: RefSeq, a predicted model, not a curated record